Anthonomus grandis grandis is the source of this 7671-nucleotide messenger RNA. It is a transcript of the gene crb, whose product is annotated as protein crumbs. NCBI's taxonomy places the organism in Eukaryota, Metazoa, Arthropoda, Insecta, Coleoptera, Curculionidae. The transcript is spliced from 39 exons. The record is from RefSeq and is a predicted model, not a curated record. Gene Ontology annotation, molecular function: calcium ion binding. Gene Ontology annotation, cellular component: plasma membrane; protein-containing complex. The coding region runs from base 164 to 6769 and encodes 2201 amino acids. Gene Ontology annotation, biological process: establishment or maintenance of epithelial cell apical/basal polarity; heterophilic cell-cell adhesion.
GUGAGGCACAUUUUGGCAGGUGGUCGUGCGCGAUAGAAUCGAAUUUCCCGAAUUUCCUCGUUUUCGCGGUUUUCCGGUAGUAAUUUUUCCGAAAGACAUUUUAUUUAUGAUGCGAUUGUAGUGUUUUUACGGUUUUCGACCGCCCAGAUAUCCUUUUACUACAAUGGAAAAGGCCCCUUUGCAAAUUCUUGGCUUCCUAUUGGCUUUUCUCACAUUCGACUGCUACUCCCUAAGUGAUAUAGCUGCACCCAGCAACCAACCAGAAGCAUACUUCAAUGGAUCCUCUUACCUCAGAUUACAAAACACCCUCUCCAUCAGACAACCUACAGGGAUUAGUUUUAGAACAUGUUUUGGUGGUAGUUUGUUAUCCCAACAGCAAAACGAUGAAUCUUUAGAACUUCUGGUAAACAAGAAGGGGGUAUUUUUUAAAGCAAAAGUCGAUGGAGUUUUAUAUGAGGAGGUUAUAUUUGGACAUUACCUAAACAACAAGUGGCAUACUGUAUUUUUGCAGUACAGCGUUGGCAAUUUGACUUUGAACGUCGACAGAGAAGUUCAGGUAGUCGCGAAUUCCACCUAUAAUAACGCCCUGAUUUCAAGUAGUAAACUGAACGAUGACCACAUAUCCGCAGUGCUGCUAAUUGGAAAAAACUUCAAUGGCUGCCUUCUAGAGGGCCCCAGCAUCGUGUUCGAUUCUUCUUCAGUAACCUACAAUCACAACGUCCUUUUUGAAAAGUGUCCUAUUCCUUUAGACAGCUGCAUACCAACUGAGAAAAUGACAGGCAUCGAUUUCUGCCUUAACGAACCCUGUAUGAGGCACGGGACUUGUAUAAACGACUAUACACAUAAUACCUAUACUUGUGCUUGCUUACCCAGAUAUACUGGUAAAAAUUGUGAGGUGUCAGUAGAACUCGGUAAUCCAUGCGACAGGAGGGUAUGUAAAAAUGGCGGCACUUGUAUACCAGACCAUGAGCAAUCAGGAGAGUAUAGUUGCGUGUGCCCACCGGGUUUUGCCGGCAGACAAUGUGAGAGUGAGACGAGGACACUUUCAAGAUGCAAAAGUAACCCUUGUCUGAAUGGUGGUAUUUGUGAUAUUGACGUAGAAACUGAUACCGAACAGUGCACUUGUAAACCUGGUUUUACUGGUAAUAUCUGUGAGUUGGACAUAGAUGAUUGUGCCAGUAAGCCCUGUCUAAAUGGAGGAGUCUGUACAGACGAACUGAACAACUUUAGCUGCGAUUGCUCAAGAACUGGCUACAUAGGCCGCAUAUGCGAAGUUAACAUCAACGAGUGUCUAAACAACCCCUGUCUAAAUGGUGGUAUUUGCUUCGAUACUUACGGUUCCUUUUUAUGCCAUUGUCCGUUUGGAUAUAGCGGAAAAGUCUGCCAAUUGAGUGUAGACGAAUGCGCAUCCCAUCCUUGCUACAACAACGGAAUUUGUGUCAGCCAACCAUCAGGUUAUAAAUGUAAGUGCCUACCCGGUUAUUUUGGUGAAAAUUGUGCAAUCGAACACAGACUACAAAGGCAUUGCGAUAUGAUAAAUUGUGGCAGAAAUGCGGAAUGUGUGCAGGAUUCUGUUAACGGCCCGUUAUGUGUAUGCAAACCAGAAACCCCAGGAGAGUAUCCGAACUGUCGGCCACCCAUUUCAGUUUGCGAUAAACAUCCGUGUAAAAAUGGAGGAACUUGUAAUAUGGGUGUCAAUGGGAACAUUAAUUGUUCAUGUCAGCCCGGUUACACAGGGACGUUCUGUCAAACGAAUAUUGACGAUUGUCAAUCAGGCCCUUGUAGAAAUGGAGGAACGUGCAUAGAUAGGGUUAACUCCUUUUAUUGUAAUUGCACUGAAGACUGGAUGGGCGCUCACUGUGACAAGCCUUAUAAUGUUUGCGACUUACAACCUUGUCAGAAUAAUGGAACGUGUAUUUCGACAAACAAUCACGACUUUACGUGUAGAUGUUUACCAGGCUUUGAAGGUCCCGAAUGUGCAGUAAAUAAAAACGAUUGCAAGGGUGUCACUUGUUCUGCAGGAAAGGUUUGCGUUGAUUUAAUUAACGACUACGAAUGUCGCUGUCCCCUGGGAUUUGAUGGAGACGAUUGCAGCGUGGACUUGGAUCCUUGUUCGAAAGACCCUUGCACCAAUGGCACUUGCGUUACUGACAGAAAUAGCAACGAAUGGACGUGCAAAUGUAAACCAGGGUUCACCGGUCACCUCUGUGAUAUGGAUAUUGACGAAUGCAACAUCCCCAAUACCAACAUUUGCACCACAGGGUUGUGUGUUAAUACAAUAGGCAGUUUUAAGUGUUAUUGUGAGCCUGGAUUUACUGGCUUGAGGUGUGAAGUUGAUAUAGACGAAUGCCUACCAAGACCUUGCCAAAAUCACGCUACAUGCAUCGAUAUGGUUAAUAAUUAUAGUUGUAUAUGUCAACCAGGCUACGAAGGUAGGAACUGCAGUCAGGAAAUAGACGAAUGUGCUUCAAACCCUUGCGAGGGAGGUGCCACUUGUAAAGAUCAAAUUAACGACUUUUCUUGCAUUUGUCCCCCUGGAUUGACCGGGAAAACUUGCAGUACAAAUAUUGAUGAUUGUGAGUCAAACCCAUGUCAUAAUGAUGCUCAAUGUAUCGACGGACUGAACGAAUACACUUGCAACUGUACGGAUACUGGCUAUGAAGGCGAACAUUGUGAGAUUAAUAUUGACGAUUGCAAGGGUAACCCGUGUCUGAACGGCGCAGAGUGCCUGGAUAGCGUCAAAGAUUAUGAGUGUAAAUGUCAUCGUGGUUACGAGGGUAAAAACUGUGAAGUGGACAUAAACGAGUGCGAAAAUAACCCUUGCAAAAACGAGGGUGUUUGCCUAGAAAAAUCAAAUAUGACUCUUUAUAGUUCCGAAUUUGUGGCAAAUAUGGGCAUUGAACUACCAGACGCAUUCCAAAGACCAUUUUCUUUCGAUAGGGCAGAAGGGUACGAAUGUCUUUGCGUACCAGGCGUAACAGGAGAAAACUGCGAAACAAACAUAAACGAAUGCGAAUCGAACCCCUGUCAGUUCGGUUCUUGCGUGGAUAAGAUCGGAGGUUACGUUUGUGAGUGCGAGAUGGGAUAUGAAGGCAUCCACUGCGAACAGGAUAUAGACGAAUGUGAAAGAUAUGAUCCGUGUCAGAGAGGCAGUUGCAUUGAUAGGGUGGCCAAUUACUUUUGUGUCUGCGAACCUGAUUAUGGUGGAAAAAAUUGCUCAGUUUUACUUACAGGUUGUGUUGAUGAACCAUGUGAAAACGGCGGUGUCUGUAAACCGUAUCUUGUAAACGAGGUUGAACACAGGUUCAAUUGUUCUUGUUCUAAUGGUUUUCACGGAUUAACAUGUCAAAAUAAAACUACAAUGUCAUUUGCUGGAAACUCCUUGGUUACAAUUAAUACUAGUAGAGAGGAAGGUUACGACAUACAAUUUCGAUUUAAGACUACUCUAGGCGAUGGACUUCUAGCUUUAGGGAAAGGUCUUACUUACUACAUACUAGAACUAGCACGUGGCCGACUAAAUCUGCAAUCUAGUUUGCUGAAUAAAUGGGAGGGAGUUUUUAUUGGCUCUAAUUUAAAUGACAGUAAUUGGCAGAAAGUUUUCGUAGCUAUUAAUGCCACGCAUUUGGUACUGAGUGCCAACGAGGAACAGACUAUUUAUCCUAUUACAUUCAAUGAAAAUUACAAUGGGUCAUCUACUAGUUUCCCCGUUACUUAUAUUGGAGGGAUUCCAUCGAACCUAAGAAAGUUGACUAGAGCUCAACCAUUUUUAGUUGGUUGUGCCGAAGAUAUCCAGAUAAACUCGGAAUGGGUGAUUCCCCAAAACAAGAACACCAGCCAACUCACAUUUCAAAACACGGAAAUCGGUUGUUUAAGGGAGCCCCAAUGUAACCCGAACCCUUGUCAUUCUGGUGGUCAUUGCACCGAUAAAUGGAGGGAUUUUAGUUGUUCUUGCACGAGACCUUUUCUGGGGCAUACAUGCCAGUAUAAUUAUACGGCCGCUACUUUUGGAUAUGAGGAUAUUACUAAUUCGCUGGUAACGGUUAACGUUUUUGAUUCUGCUCGACGUGCAAUCCGCACUAUUGUGGACAUAUCAAUGUUCAUAAGGACCAGACAAAGCAAAGGGCAAAUUUUUUAUCUCGGCUCUGCCGUGUCCAACUUAAGCGUAAACGAUGAAACUUAUAUUGCUGCCCAGUUAGAAAAUGGCGAACUUUUUGUGAGAAUCCAAUUUAAUGGUUCGGGAGAAGCUUAUCCGGUGUCAGGUGUUAAACUUGACAAUGGCUAUAUUCAUCUUAUAGAAGUUAUUAGGAAUGUAACUUUGGUCCAGGUUAGACUGAAUGGAACUGAAUACUUUAGAAAAACAAUUUCAGCUACAGGAAUCCUAAAUGCUCAAGUGUUAUUUCUCGGAGGUCAGCCUCAACUAAGACCUGUACGUCAAGCCGCAGAAACUGUCAGUGUAAAAGCUGAUUUGGCUUCUCCUACCGCUCCUGCUGCUAUUACUUCCACUUUAAGUAGCGUACAUUUUAAAGGAAUUAUCCAAGAUGUUCAAAUAAGUAACGGUUCAAGCGUGAUGAUCGUUGAAUUUUUCCCACUCUCUGCUCCGGAUUUAAUAGUUCCAAUGCCAUUCGGAAACGUUUCUUUUGAUAAAAGUCAAGUCCUAAAAGGAGUAGUCUCUGAUAAUUUAUGCAAAGAUAACCCUUGUAGUCACAAUGGCCACUGCGAAGUUACGUGGAAUGACUAUAGGUGUUUGUGUCCUAGAGGUUUCAAAGGAAAAACUUGCAACGAAUUGGAGUUUUGUGAACUUGAAGGUUGUCCAGAUGGAGCCAUUUGUAGAAAUUUGGAAGACGGCUAUGAAUGUAUUGCCAAUGCCACGUUUGAUGGCACGGAAGAACCCCUGCAAUAUUCCUUGAUGAUAUUGCCCAAUUCCAGUAGAGAUUUUAAUGUUGAUGAGAUCUAUUUGACUUAUAGGACCAGGUCUUGGGGUACUUUACUAUUCGCCAAAAACAACGCCGAUUAUUUUACCGUAUUCAUUUACCACAACGAGGUGGUCAUUCAGUGGAAUUUGGGUUCGGGAAUAAUCACUCAUAGGUUUAAAAAGGACCGAUUCGACGGCCAGUGGCUUACGCUAAUAUUCUCCUUUAAAGAACAAAUAUUUAAAGGCGGCUUUAAGGAGAACGUACUGGAUUUGUCUCCUAACAUUGAGGUGCCUCAGUUUGACGUAGUAUCUUUGUCUGAAUUGUUUAAGCAAGGGGAAAUAUAUAUUGCUGGUAGUGAUAACUUUACAUUCAAUUUUCUAGAAGCCAUAGAAAAUUCUGAUUUAAACAUUACAAACUAUGUUGGCAACACAGAUGCUACCACAGUGGAUCCCCUGCUUAUUACCAAUUCUGUGGAAAGUGGUGAAAGUUUUAUGGACGAUAUCUUUUUAUACAAAAUAGAUCAAAAUAAGAAAACCGAUCGGUUUAAGGGAUGUCUGAGCGAAAUGAGAAUUGGUGGUCUACUGUUACCAUUUUUUUCAACAAAGACGAUGUACCCUAAAGAAGUUUACAGCGAAGAAAUUUUUGAACUAGAGAACUCUGAGACAGUGAAUUUAGGUUGUACUUUGUGCUACGAUUUAGACUGUAACGGCCAAGGAAUAUGUAUUAACAGUACUGAAACGUAUAAGUGCGACUGUAACGAAGGUUUUACGGCAGACGAUUGUUCAAUAGACAUAAACGAGUGUGAAUAUAACCAAUGUCAAAACGGAGCCACUUGUAUAGACUUGAUUGCCAAAUACCAAUGCAGUUGCGCUUUGGGAUAUGAAGGAGACCAUUGUGAAAUCGACAUAGAUGAGUGCCAAAGUAAUCCAUGCAAACACGGAGGUAUUUGCAAAGAUCUUAUUGGGAAAUUCCAGUGCGAUUGUCCAGAUGACUUCGUUGGAAGACAAUGCGAGGCUCCCUUGUUGAUUACUUGUGAAAAUAGGCCUUGCCGGGAGGGCGCCACUUGUAAAACGGGAACAAAUAUAGAGACUGGAAACAAUUUUACAUGUUACUGUACGGAAGGAAUGCAAGGACCUUUGUGUGACACACCGUUUUGUGCCGUGGAAAAGUGUAAAUAUGGAUUUUGUAAUUCGACAAAGGUCCCCUUCUGUGAUUGUAAUCCAGGCUAUGAGGGCAAACAUUGCGAAAUUAACAUAGACGAAUGCAAAUCAGUAAAUGGCGGUAGCCCCUGUCAAAAUCAAGGAAUAUGCAUCGAUGGCAUCGCGAGAUACGAUUGCAACUGCAGCAACACCGGCUAUAAGGGCCUUCUUUGCGAAAUGGACAUCGAUGAGUGCAAAGAUGAUCCACCGCCUUGUGGUAGUGGGAUUUGUGAGAAUUUACCGGGAACUUACAGGUGUACCUGUGGCAAUACGGGAAAAUGCGGACAACAUUGUGCACUUGAAGACCCCUGCAUCUAUGAAGAGACUUGUUUGCAUGGAACUUGUGAAUCUCAUUGUACUGCUGACAAAACCGGCUAUAAGUGCCUUUGCCAAGAGGGUUGGACGGGGACGAAUUGUACAAUUUUAAAGGCUGCAGUAAGCAGGGCAGAAGGCGGCCUUAAUAUCCUCUACAUCGUUAUACCAGUAGUUUUAAUUAUAAUACUGGCAUUCCUUAUUGGAAUGAUUAUUUUAGUAAAUGUGGCCAGGAGUAAAAGGGCUACUAGGGGCACGUACAGCCCAUCUGCUCAGGAAUUCUGCAACCCUAGAGUGGAACUGGACCACGUUUUGAAACCACCUCCUGAAGAAAGGCUGAUUUAACUUCUUUUGUAGAGAUUACUGUGACAUUUUUGAUAUAUAUAUUGUACAUGUGAAUUUUGUUUCUUGUGUUCUUCUCGAAUCUCUUAUAAUGCAAUUUUGAUGGGAGUUUUUUAUCCCUUUUGUCGGGAGAGUUGGAAUUUUCAUAUUGUGUAAAGCGUGAAUUGUAAAUGUAGGUUUUAGGAAGUUUUAUUUUGUUCUUAAUAUUAUAGUUGAAAAGUGUUUUGACUGUUUGGAAUAUGGUAAAUGCAAUUUUCCACUUUUUAUACACUUAACAUUUUAUCCUUUGUAAUAAUAAAAUAGUUGGGCCGUGCUUACUUAUUAAACUCCUUAUCAUAAAAAUAAAAUAAAAAAUUCAUAAUAAAUUUUACAACGCAAUGUUAUCCAUGUAAUACUAAUUAUACUAAAGGAUUUCCAUAUGGUUUCCUAAAAAAAAUUUUAUUAAUUAUCCUACUGACUGAUAUUUUAAUUGUUCUUUUUCUCCUGUAGUUUAUAGGAAUUGUACUUAAGUCUAGUUUUAAUAAAGGUUUUUGCAAUAAAAGUGCAUUUAUGAACAGCCCGUCCAAAAAUCAGAUGUUAAAGGCCAAUAUUUUAUAACAUUUUUCUUCCUUUGCAUGAUUUUAAGCCUUUAACGAGUAUUGUGAUAAGAUAUGACUUUAUACCUAUUUUAGCGAUAAAGCACUACUUUUUUUAGGUAAUUAACUGAUUUUAGUUUAAGAACACUUAACAUAUCUUAGUAUUACUAAGCAGUAUAUAGAUAUUCACAGGUCUCUAUUUUCAUAUACAUAAUGUACUUAAUUAAGAAACCAAAGCUUAUUUGUACAUACAUAUUAUAUUUAUAUACAUAAUUAUUGCACUCUUUUUAAAAUGUAAAAUGAAAUAAAUUUGAAUGUAGUAAUGAACAA